Molecule: messenger RNA, 2053 nt
Organism: Macrobrachium nipponense
Lineage: Eukaryota; Metazoa; Arthropoda; Malacostraca; Decapoda; Palaemonidae
Product: carboxypeptidase B-like
Exons: 13
Coding region: 340-1629 (429 amino acids)
Biological process (GO): proteolysis
Molecular function (GO): metallocarboxypeptidase activity; zinc ion binding
Source: RefSeq, a predicted model, not a curated record
GCUAGGGGGGACGUAUUUCUUGCUAACUGUCACAAUGUUGCAAGUCCCCUGUUGAAAAGCUGAUGGACAGGUAGCAAGGUCAGGUCAGCUACGGUGUAGUUGAUGGUGGGGCGGGGUGGGGGAUUGGGGGGAAGAUACCCCUCAGGUCCUCCUGUGGUACGCCUUGAAACACCGCCCCUUGCACAGGUGCACAUUGCAAGUAGCGCAAGAGCACCUUGUGUUCUUUCGGACGCUCCUUGACCAGCACCAACGACACAUCUUGCGCUGCUUGGUUUGGACGAAGGCUUGUUUGUGCCCCACACCUAACUGAUACCUGACAGCGGCUCAGAUAUUCUAAGGAUGGGUCGUUCAUGCAGAGUAAGUUCUGUCGCGCAUCUGAAGCUCUUGAUGCCUCUGAUGCUUUUUGUUGGCAUCUCUGAGGGAUCACCACUGGAUUAUGAAAGGUUUGGAUCAAGAUGGAAAGUCUUAGCUGUUAAUCUUGAGAAAGUAAGUGGGGACGCUUAUCCUCCCACCCUAAGCAAACUUGAGGGUAUGGAAGCGGAGGGAUAUUUGGUGGUCCUGUCUGCAUCGAAGACCAAAGGUAUUGCUGAGGUAGCUGUAGCAUCUAAAGCUUUAGAGGAUCUUACAAAAAUACAGGCUGAUGGAUUAAUGACCUUUGAUUUACUCUCUAAUUCUCUUGGCAAGACAUUAGAUUUGGAGAAACGUGAUGCAGGGGAAAACCUUCCUCGAGCUUCAGUUACAUUCACCUCUUACAUGAAUUUUAGCCAAAUGUCCAAUUACUUGGAAGGCUUGCCAGCCCAAUACCCCCAAAGAAUCCGAGUGGAUAAAUCUGGAAGGAGUUUUGAAAACCGCACUAUUUACCGUGUUCGGAUGACUAACAAUAUCACAGAUACCGUAGAGAAGAAAGUUGUCUUUGUUGAUGGAGGAAUACAUGCUCGUGAAUGGAUCAGCCCAGCGGCUGCCUUGUAUGUUAUCGAAACACUUAUCGCUAAUACUGGGCUAACAGAAACUAUUGAAUGGCAGAUUAUGCCCAUGCUUAAUCCCGAUGGGUAUGAUUACACUUGGAGCAAAGAUCGUUUGUGGCGCAAGAACAGGUCUAAGUCUCCUUCUUCCACUUGUUAUGGUGUUGACCUUAACAGAAAUUUUGGAUUUCAAUGGGGAGGACUUGGGACUAGUAGUUCCCCAUGCAGUGAUGUCUACAAGGGAACAUCAGCAUUUAGCGAACCAGAAAGCGGAGCUCUAAGAGAUGCUAUGUUGCCCUUGAAAGGCAAAGUUAAGGCUUACAUAACUUUCCAUUCCUUUGGGCAAACCAUACUCUACCCAUGGGGUUACUCAACUCAAGUCAAGCACCCUUUAACAGCAACCAUGAAUACUGUUGCUAAAGCAAUGGCCGCACAAAUUAAAAAGACAACUCUAGCUGUGUACAGUGUUGGCAACUCUGCUGUAGUAUACUAUCCUGCAGCUGGAGCAUCUGAUGACUGGGCUGCGUAUGCAAUGAACAUUACUUACUCAUACACAAUUGAGCUGAGAGACAAAGGGGUUUAUGGCUUUACACUACCUGCGUCUCAGAUAUUGCCUACUGUACGAGAUGCCUGGGAGGCUGUAAAGAUUUUGGCUACACUGGUCUGAAUGAUGUAACGGAAAGAGUCAACAAACGAAAGUUGCUGCAAUGAAACUGAGAGACAAGGAGUUAUGGUUUGCAACUGAGAUCAUAAAUACUGCUAAAAUAAUUGAAAGAUUUUGAAUUAGUGUUUAAUAUUUUUCCUAAUCUUUGUCAUAUAGUGUUUUAUCUAUCUAUAUUUUCUAAUGUAUUACAUAAUUUAUUGACAUAUAUUUGAAUUAAUUACCUGAAAGGAUUUUUCUUUGGAGUUAGAUUGUGAAUCUUAUAUUGGUUUCAGUUUGAUGUUUGUUAUCGGGAAACUUUCAGAAGAAUCUUUUAUUUCAGAUAGUUAUCAAAAGAGUUAUCUAUCACUGAGAACAAUAGACUGUUCAAACGAAAGAGCGUCAGAUAUUUGCUUAUCUGUUUAUAUUGUCUGGGAUCAUUUUAAUCUUU